AUGGUGGCCGGAGGUGCAGAAUACUCAGAGCUCAGAAUCUGCCGGGGAAAUUGCCGACAAAACUCCCUUGCCAACAAUGAUCUCUCCUGGAAUUACCUUAACGGUACCAUCCCCAGAGAAUGGGGUUCAUUGCGACUUACAAAUAUUUCCAUACUGGGAAACCGGAUAUCAGGGCCGAUACCAAAAGAAUUGGGGAAAAUCAGCACAUUACUUGAUCUGACUUUGGAGCAAAAUCAAUUGAAUGGAUCUAUUCCUCCUGAGCUCGGGGAUCUUCCCAAAUUGGAAAAGUUUCGGAUAUCUGAUAACCGUUUGGAGGGGAUCAUACCGAGCUUCAUUGCAAACUGGACACAUCUUGAAAUACUAAUAGUUCAGGCAAGUGGUCUUAAAGGGCCGAUACCUUCUGUUAUUUCUUCCUUGUCCAAUGUGACUGAUCUGAGAAUUAGUGAUUUGAAUGGAAAUGGUGCCACUUUUCCUCUCCUCAGUGGGGCAAAAUAUUUGAACACACUGGAUCUCAGUUUUAACAACCUCAUUGGGCCAGUUCCAGACAGCUACAAGUACUUAUCAGGCACGGAUUCCAUUUUUCUGACUGGGAACUUCCUUUCUGGACAAGUACCUGGAUGGAUGCUGGAGAGAGGGGAUAACAUAGAUCUGUCAUACAACAAUUUUACGGGAAGUGGAGCUACACUUAACUGUCUACUAAGAAAAAAGAACUUGUUUGGAAGCUCUUCAAGGGGAAGCACCACAGGCCUUGUUUCAUGUUUAAGCAGUUUCCAAUGUCCAACAACUGUUUACUCUCUACACAUAAAUUGCGGUGGAGGAGAAGUGAAACUUGAGAAUGGCAUAUUCUACGAAGAAGAUAUUAGUUCUGAAGGACCUUCAAGUUUUGUCAAAAGUAGAUGUAGCUGGGGAUAUAGCAGUACAGGUCAAUUCUUGGAUGAUAAUGACGAUAGUGAUACAUAUAUCUGGAAUACUUCCCGUGCAGCUGAGAAAAAUCAAGACAUAACAUAUGCUAGUCUUGGUAGGCGCUUUUUUGAUAUUUUCAUUCAGGGGAAAUUACUGAAGAAAGAUUUCAAUAUUGAUGACGAAGCAGGUGGAGUUAAUAAACCCGUAGUUAGAAAUUUUAGUUCGGUUGUCAGUGAUAAUACUUUGGAAAUCCGCUUCUACUGGGCUGGAAAAGGGACAACCUCUAUUCCUGUUGGUGGAGUAUAUGGUCCGUUAAUUUCAGCGAUUUCUGUGUUGCUGUUUGGUGGAAAGGGUGUUGGUGAAACGAAGGUUCAUUUGAAAGUGGGUCACCUAGGAGAUGGAACCAUCAUUGCUGUAAAGCAACUGUCUUCCAGAUCAAAUCAAGGGAACCGAGAAUUUGUGAAUGAAAUAGGUAUAAUUUCAGAUCUACAACAUCCUAACCUUGUGAAGCUGUAUGGAUGCUGCAUUGAGGGGAAUCAACUACUGCUUAUCUAUGAAUAUAUGGAGAAUAACAGCCUUGCACGUGCAUUAUUUGGACCUGAAGAACAUCAGUUACAAUUAGAUUGGCCUAUGAGACACAAGAUUUAUAUUGGUAUAGCAAGAGCUUUGGCUUAUCUGCAUGAAGAAUCGAGGUUGAAAAUAGUGCACAGAGACAUCAAAACCACCAACGUGCUGCUUGAUAAGGAUCUAAAUCCCAAGAUAUCUGACUUUGGUCUGGCAAAGCUUAGUGAAGAAAACACCCAUAUAUGUACUCGUGUUGCUGGAACCCUUGGCUAUAUGGCACCUGAAUAUGCAUUGAGGGGCUAUUUAACCGAUAAAGCCGAUGUUUACAGCUUUGGGGUUGUCCUUUUGGAAAUUGUGAGUGGAAGGAGUAGCACUAGUAUCAAACCAAAGCAGGAUUUUUUUAUCUUCUUGACUGGGUUUUGCAAAAUGGAUUUCGUUGCCACUACUCAUGAGCCAUAAUAAGCAUUCUCUACUUCAUUUUACAAGAAUAGAGCUUCUUGUUGAGUCACUAAAGUGGAUCCAGCAUCAGAAUUCAGAACAUGUUUCUCUGUCUCACGGAUACUGCUAAUCUGCUGAAGCACGAAGGGAAUCUAAUGGAACUAAUAGAUCCAAGAGUAGUAUCAGACUACGGUGAAGAGGAGAUUAUGCCGACAUUGCAUGUAGCCCGUCUUUGCACGAAUGUCACAUCGUCUGAUAGACCUAGUAUGUCUUCGGUGGUUAGCAUGUUGGAAGGAUGCGGAAUUGGCAAUAGGUCAGCUUCAGAACUAGGAUACGGAAUUGGUAAAAGGUAAGCUUCAGAACUGAGUAUCUCAAGCAAAUAUAAUGAGUUUAAGGCCCUAUAGAAUUCUCAAACGAGCAGGAGUCCUGAAAACUCAAAUGAGAGCCAGAUAGAAAAAGCAUCUCCAGAUUUGCCAUCUACUGCUUCUUCUGCAUCUGCUAAAGAUCUAUACCCGAUUAUCUUGGAUUCUAACUACAUAUUGACAAGAUCAUAUAGAUAAGGGGGCUCUUCAGGGAUUAUGUAUGUGUGUAAUGUGUUGAUAAAUAUCCAUACUGUUAAAGCGUUUCGGGUUAACCAUACUGUUUGUUCCCACAGCUUGCAUUUGAAUACGGUGUAAAGUGAAAUCAAAAUUUUUGUUUUAAACGUACUGAAAAUCAUCUAGCA
This is a messenger RNA of Oldenlandia corymbosa var. corymbosa, 2629 nucleotides long. NCBI's taxonomy places the organism in Eukaryota, Viridiplantae, Streptophyta, Magnoliopsida, Gentianales, Rubiaceae. The record is from the annotation of a GenBank genome assembly.